CCCGACGGCGUCGAGCAGCGGCUGGAGGUGCGGGGCCGGCAGGUCCCGGCAGAGCUGUGGGCUCAGCAGGGGCUGCGGAAGCUCUACCUGAGCGACGCGGGGCUGCGGGAGGUCCCGGACGAGCUGGCGGAGCUGCAGCACCUGCGGACCCUCGCCCUGGACGGCAACGAGCUGAUGGAGGUGCCCGAGGCCGUGUGCGACCUGCCGCACCUGGCGCACCUGUACCUGGGCCGCAACGGGCUGCAGGGGCUGCCGCCCGCCUUCGCCCAGCUCCAGAGCCUGCGCUGCCUCUGGAUCGAGGGAAACUUCUUGGCGCACUUCCCCCGCGCCCUGCUGCAGCUGCCGGAGCUGCGCAGCCUCCAGCUGGGGGACAACCGGCUGGGCCGGCUGCCCGCGGCGCUGCCCCGCAUGGCCGGCCUGCGGGGGCUCUGGCUCUACGGGAACCGCUUCCAGGAGUUCCCGCCCGUGCUGCUGCGCAUGGAGCACAUCCGCGUCCUCGACCUGGAUCGCAACCGCAUCUCCAGCUUCCCGGACCUCACCGGCCUCGCUUCCCUGCGCCUCCUGUCCUACGACCACAAUCCCGUCCGCCAGCCGCCCUGCGUCGGGGAUGAAGUGCAGCUGGUGGGGGACGGGGCGCAGGAAUACAUGGAAGAGCGGCAGGAGCGGCUGCAGAGCCUGCAGCACCGGGAGGAGGAGGAGGAAGGCGCCGAGGCCACCCCGGGCCAGGAAAGGAGGAAGUUCAUGGCCUCCACAAAAGAAAACCAACAGUUUGAGGAUCAGCCUUAUCCAGCUGGGACAGCAGCAGUGUCCUGGACCUGGGCUCAUGGAUCCCAAUGGUUAUCCCACCUGAGAGCAUCCCACAUACUCCAGGGUGCCUUGGAUUGGGAUACAGCCCCCGCCCUGAGGGAUGAUCCCACGCUGCCACCCCACAAGAAAGGGGGGACAUUUCCACUCCUCCACCUCUGGAAAUCCUUUACUCCUGUCCCAGUGGGCAGCACAGGUAAAAGCAAUGCUGGUUGCAUCCAUUCUAUGGAUCACCCUGAAGAGCUCAGAGGUUUGGGAACAAAGACACAGACCCUGAGAACCCCGUCCUGCUGCUGGAAUUGGGCUGGGGGAGAGGAUUUACCACCAGGCUCCUCCUGGCCAUCAGGUUUGGGAAGGAGCCAAUGGAAAUUCCACCUGGGUCUAAGCACUGCCUGUCUUCAACCUGGGCAGGGUUUUGCCUCUGUGCGAAGAGGAGGCUCAUCCCUGGCACUGUCUGUCCCGAAAUAGGCGCCAGAUGCAGGGCUGACACCUUAUCUUUCCUCUUCCUCUUUCCAAGUGCCUCUUGGACCAAACACAGGCAAUAAACAACACAAAUCCAUGGAAUUUGUUGUGAGAGAAAAGUGGCGGAGACCAUCCUCAGGGAAGGGUUUAUUUGGGAUCCCCUAAAACUACGUGACAUAUCCGGGUGUGUGACCACCAGCUCCUCUUAUUUUGGUCAUUCAAGGAAUCCUGAUCCCCUCCAGCUGUCUCUGAGCUGAGCCAGUGUGGUGGGAAGCUCGGGGAUCCGAGGUCUGGAGCUCACUGGAGGUUUCAAACCACGCAUCCGCUUUUAAUGGCCACCGAUUUGGGUUUGGGGCUGGGAGGCAGCCAGAGCUCGUGCCACAUCCGCACUGCCACUGGCAGGGCAGGUGCUGCCAGUUUUUUUUUCCCUCCACUUCCUAUUCCGCAGCAGGAACCACGGCUAUUUUGGACAUGUGGAGCUUCCUCAGCUGCGGGAUGUGCAGGGUCUGUCAGUGCCAGCUCCUCUGGGGGAAUUUCAGGGAUUUGGGGCUCAGCAGGAACUUGGAAUCAGGUCUUCCCAAUAGGUACAGGCUGCCAAUCUCUUUUCCCACCCAGGUACCCUUCACUGUAGGGCAGAGCAUCCCAGGAUCCUGCAACAUCCCAGGAACACACUCCUGGAAUUCUGGGUGUCUCCCAGCCCUUCAUGCCAUCAAGCCAGGGUGCUGCUGCUUUAUCUGGGAAGACACUGCUGCUAAUUAGCCAGGAAUUAUCCAUGAUCCCAAGGGUGCUGACCCUGGCAGAGACCCUCGGCUUUGCAAACCCUUGCUAUAAGGCAAGAUCUGAUGCCGCCAGCUCCACGCAGAUCCCUGCCAGCCCACCCAUUCAGCAGGAAUUGGAAUGCAGGUGGCUCUGGAUGCCACCAGCCUGUCCCCAUGGCCGGGAUCAGAUCCAGG
Molecule: messenger RNA, 2219 nt
Organism: Ficedula albicollis (Collared flycatcher)
Lineage: Eukaryota; Metazoa; Chordata; Aves; Passeriformes; Muscicapidae
Gene: LRRC10B
Product: leucine rich repeat containing 10B
Exons: 3
Molecular function (GO): protein binding
Source: RefSeq, a predicted model, not a curated record